ACACAUACAAUUGGAACAAUGGAUAAAGAAAACCACUCAGUGGUGACUGAGUUUAUCUUUAUGGGCAUCACACAGGACCCUCAGCUGCAGAUCAUCUUCUUUGUGGUCUUCCUUGUUGUCUACCUGGUCAAUGUAGUGGGGAAUGUGGGUAUGAUUAUCCUGAUUAUAACAGACACUCAGCUGCACACACCCAUGUAUUUUUUCCUCUGCAAUCUCUCCUUUGUCGACCUGGGCUACUCCACAGCCAUUGCCCCCAGGAUGCUGGCUGACUUGUUAACAAAGCACAAAGUUAUUUCCUUCUCUAGCUGUGCCACCCAGUUUGCUUUCUUUGUAGGUUUUGUGGACGCUGAGUGCUAUGUCCUGGCUGCCAUGGCCUAUGAUCGUUUUGUGGCCAUCUGCCGGCCCCUCCACUACAGCACCCUCAUGUCCAAGCGGGUCUGCUUGGCUCUCAUGCUGGGCUCUUACCUGGCUGGUCUAGUGAGUUUAAUAGCCCACACGUCCCUCACCUUCAGCCUGAGUUACUGUAGCUCCAAUAUCAUCAACCAUUUCUUCUGUGAAAUUCCACCAUUGUUGGCCCUCUCUUGCUCAGACACCUACAUCAGUGAGAUCUUGCUCUUUAGUCUGUGUGGCUUCAUUGAAUUCAGUACCAUACUCAUCAUCUUCAUCUCGUAUGCCUUCAUUCUUGUUGCAAUCAUCAGAAUACGCUCAGGUGAAGGCCGUCUGAAGGCAUUCUCCACCUGUGGGUCUCACCUGACAGGCGUCACACUUUUCUAUGGCACAGUCAUGUUUAUGUACCUGAGGCCAACAUCCAGCUACUCCCUGGACCAAGACAAGUGGGCUUCUGUGUUCUAUACUGUCAUCAUCCCCAUGUUGAAUCCCUUGAUCUACAGUUUGAGGAAUAAGGAUGUAAAAGCUGCUUUCCAAAAACUAUUUGGGAAAAAAUCUCAGUAAUAAUUUUAAAAAAUGAAAAUCCAUUUUUGCCACAAGUAAAUCAUAGUUCCAAAAGGAUGAUGGCAGGAGAUAAAAGA
Microcebus murinus (gray mouse lemur) is the source of this 1028-nucleotide messenger RNA. RefSeq names its product olfactory receptor 5AR1. Gene Ontology annotation, biological process: G protein-coupled receptor signaling pathway. Gene Ontology annotation, cellular component: membrane. The record is from RefSeq and is a predicted model, not a curated record. Lineage: Eukaryota; Metazoa; Chordata; Mammalia; Primates; Cheirogaleidae. Gene Ontology annotation, molecular function: G protein-coupled receptor activity; olfactory receptor activity.